This is a messenger RNA of Melitaea cinxia (Glanville fritillary), 2252 nucleotides long. RefSeq names its product zinc finger protein 708-like. NCBI's taxonomy places the organism in Eukaryota, Metazoa, Arthropoda, Insecta, Lepidoptera, Nymphalidae. The coding region runs from base 1 to 1731 and encodes 576 amino acids. Gene Ontology annotation, cellular component: nucleus. The record is from RefSeq and is a predicted model, not a curated record. Gene Ontology annotation, biological process: regulation of transcription by RNA polymerase II. Gene Ontology annotation, molecular function: zinc ion binding; RNA polymerase II cis-regulatory region sequence-specific DNA binding; DNA-binding transcription factor activity. The transcript has 2 exons.
AUGGAUGAUUCCUUUAUUAUCACAAAUUUUCAUGCGCUCUGUCGCCUGUGUUUAAGUAAAAGUGGACUUACGACAUCAAUUUUCGGAACAGCUCCUGACGAUGAUGCGAACAUGACACUAACCUCGAAAAUCGCAGAAUGUUUCGAACUACGGAUGGAUCCUAACGACGGUCUUCCCGCUCGAAUCUGUUAUAAAUGUUUGUUUAAGUUAGACAAGUGUUCUAAAUUCCGAUCGCAAUGCAUUCAAAGUGAAGCUAGAUUGAGACAGAUUACUAAUCGUGUUAACGAGUUAGAUAAUUCAAACUCAUCGGAAUUAAGUAAUUUUAACUAUAAUAAUACUCAUGAAAACCAAAAACCUAAAACAGAAGAUUUUAUUGUUGAAGACAGUGUUGUGAUGGUGGUGGAUCCAAGCCUUGAUUAUGAUUCAUCCGAGGAAUCUGAAAACGUAGAUCAACCUGAGGUUGAUACUGGAGAAAGAGACCUGAACACACCCGAGGGAGAAACAACCACUGAAUCAUUUUACAAGAAUGUUUUUAUGUGUCAGUACUGUGAUCAAGCUUUCGUUUCACAAGAUAAGUGUAAAGAACAUGAAAAAAGUUUUCAUGACCCAAAUCUUCCAUAUAAAUGCGUAGAGUGCAGUCUUGUGUUUGCUGAGCGUAACCAGUAUGUGGCUCACACAAAACAAGUUCACGGUAGUGACAAACCAUACCACUGCCCUGAAUGUGAUAAAUGUUUUGGCAGAAGAUCUGAUUUGAGAAAACAUUCCAUUGUUCAUACUGGCAUAAGACCUUUUCAGUGUCAAUACUGUUUAAAAAGUUUCUCUCGAAAUACUAAUUUAAGUAAACAUUUAAGAAUUCAUGCAGGUCAUAAGCCCCAUGUUUGUCCUCUAUGUCCUCGUAGCUUUGUAGCAAAAGGUGAUCUACAAAGACAUGUUCUAGUUCAUUCUGGGAUGAAGCCUUAUGCAUGUCGUAAAUGCCCACUGACAUUUGGACGGCGAGAUAAACUUCUUAAACAUGAAGUUAGGCAUGGGCCAGUUAGCCCAGAGCAUAAAGACUUCGAUACUGAACAGGAAUCUCAUGAUAUGGUAGUUAAUGUGAAUCCAUUUAGUAACCUUAUGACUUCUCCCACACUGAAUUCUGAUAACACAACUCCUAACGAUUAUGACCUGCCCAGGGUACCAGAUCAUAUAGCCGGUGAGGGUAGUUUCAUAAAUCACAUACAAAAGAACCCAUCAACCUCAGGUAAACAGUCUUCAACAGCAAAACCAAAAGGGCCAAUGUCAAAUAAAAAUAAGCCAAAAAAUAUUAAAUGUCAUCAAUGUCCAAAGAAAUUUUCUAAUUUAGAUGCCUAUAAGACACAUGUUUCAAUAGCCCACAUUGGUUCAAGAGUUUUCCAGUGUAAAAUUUGCUUUAAAAAGUUCCCACGAAAAAGAGAACUCGAUCGUCAUGUGGUAAUUCACUCUGGUAUGAAGCCUUUUAGCUGUAGUCAAUGUGAUAAAAAAUUUAACAGAAAAGAUAAGCUUAACAAACAUGAAGAGACUCAUGAAUGCCUGGUUGUGAAUAUGCCUUGUAUAGAAUGUGGUGCAAUUUUUGAGAGGAAACCUGACUUGGUGGCUCAUAUCAAAUCUCAUUUUACAGAUAAUUUUGAUGACAAAAUCCCAGAAACUGAAAUAAAAAAGGAAAAUGAACCCAAUUUUCCUUUAGAUGAUAAUUUUUAUGACUUAGAAACCUGAGAAUUAACACCGAUACACUGCCAUAAGAAUUAAAAUCACAUUUAAUCUAUUUUCAGAAUAAGAUCAAAUAUAACUUCUUGUUACACUUUUAUCUGUAUUUUAAAAGCUACAUUGUUAAAUAGUUAUAUUUCAUAAAAAUCUCUCAAAAUUAUGUACUUAUAAAAUUAUUAGAUAAUAUAGGAUGUGUAGUGAUAAAACAAGGUUUUUGCUUGUGGAAUAAGUAAUUCUUAUUACUUUCUGUAAAUAUAGUUUGGUUGUUACAAAUUUUAGGUAUUAGAAACUCUUAAUAUUUAUUUAUUUACCACAAAAUCUAAACAAUAUAUGCACAAUUUAUAAAGAAUAAAAUUUCAAACAGACUGUUACAUUAUUGUCAGAUUAAACAUAACUAAAUGUUUAGUAAUGAUUGUUAAUUUUUUUUUUUUAAUAUCUUAUAAUAGCUAAAUAUCAGGAAUACUGUUUAUGAGCAAUAAUUAUGUCCUGUGAUGUCAAAUUUUUAAAUCAAUAAAGAAAACCAAAAAUAA